Messenger RNA from Miscanthus lutarioriparius, 762 nucleotides. The record is from the annotation of a GenBank genome assembly. Lineage: Eukaryota; Viridiplantae; Streptophyta; Magnoliopsida; Poales; Poaceae.
AUGCCCAAGACGAAGGUGCACCCCAACGCCGCCGCCGACCCAGUCCCGGUCAGCACCAGCGGCGCGUGCACAGGCUGCGCGGCGGCGCCCGACGAGGCGGAGCCGCCCACGGUGCUGACGGUGUGGCGCAAGUCGCUGCUCUUCAACUGCGACGGCUUCACCGUCUACGACGCCAGCGGCGACCUCGCCUUCCGCGUCGACUCCUACGACGCCUCCGGCCGCCGGCGCGCCGAGGUCGUGCUCAUGGACGCCACGGGAACCCCGCUCCUGACCGUCCGCCGCAAGAGGAGGCUCGGCAUGAUGGCGGAGCGCUGGGUCAUCUACGACGGCGACGCCGCCUCGGAUGCCGAGGCGGAGCGCCGCAACAGCAAGCCGCUCCUCUCCGUGCGCCGCCACAGAAGGGCGUCGUCGAAGGAGAAGGCGCUGGCCUACGUGACGCCCCUUGUGCCAGCCUCCUCCUCGUCAGGCCGCCGCACCACCGCCGAGGCCAAGGCAUCGUACGUGGUGGAGGGCUCGUACGGGCUGCGCGCCUGCGCCGUGCGGGACACGCUCGGGGACGCCGUGUUGGCCGAGGUCCGCCGGAAGGAGGCCGUGGUGGGGACGACGUGUUCCGCCUGGUGGCGGACCCACGCCUCGGCGCGACGCUUGCCAUGGGCCUCGUCAUCGCCCUCGAUGAGAUGUUCGCCGUUGGCCGGUCCGCGCGGUCGUCGUCCCUGCUGCGCAGCAGGACAUGGUCGGUGUAGCCGGCAGCUGCAACGUUAA